Chroicocephalus ridibundus (black-headed gull) is the source of this 10245-nucleotide messenger RNA. RefSeq names its product family with sequence similarity 219 member A (gene FAM219A). The transcript is spliced from 6 exons. Bases 214 to 771 code for a protein of 185 amino acids. Lineage: Eukaryota; Metazoa; Chordata; Aves; Charadriiformes; Laridae. The record is from RefSeq and is a predicted model, not a curated record.
GAAUAUGCAAUUAAGGGGCGGGGCGGCGGCUGCCGGACCCGGAAGCGGCGCGGCUGAGUCACCUCGGCGGCGAGCGGUGGCGGCGAUGAGGCAGCAGUCGCGGCGGGCGGCAGCGUCCUUCGGCGCCUGAGGAGCCUCCCUGCGUCCGCCCUCCCUCCUUCCUUCCUUCCCUCUCCGCUGCGCCCCGGCCCCAGCCCCAGCCCCGCCGCCACCAUGAUGGAGGAGAUAGACCGGUUCCAGGUGCCCGCCGUGCGCGCAGAGAUGCAGCCGCUGGAUCCAACAGCUGCAUCUAUUUCGGACAGAGAUUGCGAUACGAGAGAGGGAGAGACUGUAGCCAUGAACUAUAAGCCGUCCCCACUUCAAGUGAAAUUAGAGAAGCAGAGGGAGCUGGCUCGGAAGGGCUCCCUGAAGAAUGGCAACAUGGGAAGCCCAGUUAAUCAGCAGCCCAAGAAGAACAACGUGAUGGCACGAACAAGGCUCGUUGUUCCCAAUAAGGGCUAUUCGUCAUUAGACCAGAGUCCAGAUGAAAAGCCACUGGUAGCCCUGGAUACGGACAGUGAUGAUGACUUUGAUAUGUCCAGAUAUUCCUCCUCGGGAUACUCAUCAGCUGAGCAGAUCAACCAAGACUUGAACAUCCAGCUGCUAAAGGAUGGGUACCGGUUAGAUGAGAUCCCAGAUGACGAGGACCUCGACCUAAUCCCCCCUAAAUCGGUCAACCCUACCUGCAUGUGUUGCCAAGCCACCUCCUCCACCGCCUGUCACAUCCAGUAGUGAGGCCGGCAGGCUGUGAUCAGUGCUUUCCACUAUAACUGUAAAACUUAACAGCCAUUGCUUCCUCCUAUGGUAGGACGUGCACCUCUUUGUGUUCAUGGAGCCAGGAGAAACCAAAAAAUUCAUUUUAUGAUUGGUUGAUAAGUUAUUUUAAACUAUGGUUAAACAAAAGAAAAAUUGCUCAAAGUGCCAGGCAGUGCCUGGCAGAACUGACUGGUCUGGAGAGCGAAUACAGAGCGGUCCAGAGAUACCUCCUUGGUUUGUGCAGGCACUGGGGAUAUUUUGUAAGGUGUCUGUUCCAGAAUGGGAAAGGUCAGAUGGGGCUGCAGGUAAUCCUACCCACUGAAACCAAUCCAUCUGUGAAACCAGGGGUGAGUCUGAGGUAUCAGGGGGUUUUACCAGUGAGAGGAGGUCAGUUCUUAAUUCAUUCACUAAACCUGUUUCAUUUGCAUAACCAAAAUGAUACUGUAAGUGGGGCACAGGAAUGGGAACGGACCAGGGGAUCCUUUCUUAUGGCAAGGAUAGCCAGGACUAGCAUGACACCAUUCAUUCACUUGUGAAGGUGACAUUUCACUGUGAGUCAGUACUAGCUAGAGCUGUUGUGUCACAUAUCCAAUGCAAUCUACCCUUAGCUCCACAUUAAAUUAUCACUGAACACAUCAGACUCGAUCUGUAAUCCAUCCAUGCUCUUUGGGGAUUCAGUCCUUGCCCAAGAAUACUAUGCUCCUGAGUUCAGUCCAGUCACGUAUACUAACUUCAGCCUAUACUUAAUUCCUGUGAGACCCAUCUGCCUCCAAAAAUCUUAAACUUUGUUCAACUAAGAAAAAAUGAGUCCUGCGCAAGACAGGACUAGAGCAGCGCAGUCUGAAGGUCAGUGCCAGAUAAGCUAGUUGAGGAAAGCACAUUUUUACAGUGCUCAACUUUUGAUAUUCUCUUGACACUGUGUCUCCUGGUGCCUGUGGGAGAGAUUUGUGGUGGUGGCAGGCUUCAGGGGAGUUUUCAGCAACAGCAGAAUUAUGAACAGCUUCAGCUGAAAAAAACCCAUGAGAGGAAACUACUGUUUAUCUCAGCUCUGCCCACUUGUGCACUAGGCUUGGUCUGUGUUAAAGCUGUCCCAUGUCGGGAGCAAUUGUGUUUAUUUGGUGCUGGAGUAGUCAGGAAAUGUGGCGUUACAUUAGGUAGCUGGACUGAAUUGCCAGUUGACCAGCGGGUUGUUUUUAAUGCAAAAUCAUUUCUGGAAUUAGGAAGCGUGUCUUCUCCCUAGCCGGUCUUCCAUUGCUGGUUUCAGCAUAUGUGGGGCUCAGGCGAGGGAUGGGCUGGCAUUUUUCUCAGUGUUGAAAUCUUUUGCCACAGGCACGACUGUGUGUUUUCCUGCCCUGCCAGGAGGAAGGGCCGCCUGCCUUGGGUCAUCACUUGCUUUAUAGCCUGGGGAAGGGAAAAAGCGAGGGCAAUUCUGAGCUUCCCAUCAGAACUCCUGAGUCACAAGGCAGAGCCUGAGCUCCACCCCAACAGAUAGAUCCCCCAUCUGAAAUCGGCAUGGAGUGAGCUGAGUCUCUAAGAAGUCCUUUUCAUGGUUAGGAGGAGAAUUAUUUAAUACCCUGGGGUUUCACUCUGCACUGCCAAGCACGAUACCAUCCACAGUGUGAGCAAAAGACCAGGCACACAAGAUUCCUCAGCUUUAUUAUUCACUAGCUGGUAUGGGCAACUGUUUGCCUCCCCACCCUAAGACAGGGUGCUGUCACUCUGGCUCCAGCCCACAGAAAGAGCAUUCCUGCCUCCUUGUGCAGAAGUACUGGUUAAAUUGCCAGCUCCUCCAGGAACAGUGUUUCUCAAAUGAAUUCCUCUCCCUUUCUCACCACCUCGUAAUGCUGAGGGGGAAUAGUUCCAAAACGUUUCUAAAGAAGCAGGUCUCCAAUUCUUCCCUUCUUCUUUCGCGUGCUUGCUUUCCUCUCCAGUGCUAGCUCAGGUUGAGGUUAGCAAGUUGUCUGGAGGUGGGGGGAGAGCUCUGACAACACUGUGUAGAGAAAAAAGAUGAAAGGGAAAAAUAUUCCUUAAGAAGUCUUUUUUUUGAAUGGGGAAUGUAGUCAAAACCUAUGAGAAACGCCAUGGUCAAACCAAAUCCUAUAGGACAUCCCUUUAAAUCUUCACUUUCCUAAGGAGGGACUUUGCAGUUCAACAUUGGUACCGUGCAAUGUCUUCAUCACGUUUAUCCACCUGGGUUAGCCUCUGUGCCUUCCAGCCGGGCUGCACACGCUCAGCCUUUCCCACAGCCCUUGCUUAGGAGCUCGGAGCGUAUCAGUGUGCCUGUUAGGGCAACAAGCCAUGUCUUUACCUGGGUCAGCCAGACUGCGGGUGGCACAGGUGUCCUUCGUGCUGCCAUCACGUUCGGUCCAAGACAGACUGAGGCUUGCUGACGCUGUAUCUCCCAGGGUUAACACCUCCCCUCUGAAGGACAGACCUUCCCUGGUAACUGCUGCCCCAUGGCACUACAACCAAGCUUUUUUAUUGCCCAUUUUGCUGUUUUUUGCCUGUCAUGUGCCCUAUGGUAUUCCACAGCCCUGCAACUGCCCUCCGCCCUUUGCAUUGUGUGAUGUGCGUCUGCUUCUAGCACAGGCCUUUAGGGGGGGAGGGAGGUGAGUUUAAAUGUUACACACAGUGCUUCCUCCAAACACAGACCGAAGCACAAGCCAAGUGUUUUUGCCUGCACACAGAAAGAGCUGGCUGCACAAACAGCUGGUUUGGCAUGACAGUACAGGACCAUAAAAUGGCAAUUUUUUGGCUUCUCCUCUCUAUGCUUUGUGUUCAUAUAUUUUAUUAGGGGAAUAAAGUAGAAAGGGUGGGGGAAAGUAGUUACCUGUGUAGGGUCAUUAUCAGGAAGGCUGAAUGGAUUAAGGCAAUGCACAUGUGGCUAUCACAGGAAAUUGAACGCUAACCCUUCUGAACCGCAGCCCCCUUAAGCAGGUUAUGACCAUGUGGCGUGUUUGUUGGCUCGUUACGGAGUAUGGUGGACAGCCUGUCAGUAUGCAUUAACCGCAGAUUGGGCUGGCUCUCCCUCUCUGGUCUCAUGUUCAGACCUUUGCUUCUGCCAGAAGGUUUUAUUGUUGGAGGUUAUGCUGUGGUGACUUCCCGGGAAGGUGUAUAGAUACAUGGCCAUCCUGGCACUGCUCUCCUUCACCAUGGCCUGGAGAAGGCAAAAGCAAAAAGCACAGACCCUGACUUUCUGUUGCAACAUUACAAAGCCCUAAAAACUGCAGAGCUGCUGGGCACUCUCCUAAAUGCAGAUUGCAUGCAAGAAAGAAAAUUCUUCCUUGUUCCAGCCUUUGCACCAAACCAGAUGGUCUUUUCAGGCCCCAUUUUCAGUCCAAAGUUGUACAGAAUACGAAGGGGAGAAGCACGAUGGAGUGUGAAAGGCUGCAUUGCUGUCCACCUAAAUUACCAUGCAAAUACGACUUAAGGAUAUUGAUGCUGGUGCCUCCACAAGGGAAUCUGCAUUUGACGCCUCCUAAAGACAGAUCGGCUUUUUGUUAGGAUUUUAUGUAAUUUCAGUCACCAAAUCACCUGAGUUUAAGAAGUCCUUUCCUUUUAUCAGAUGUUAAUUUUGCCCUUUAACGUGAGCUGGCUUUGAAGUCCAGGAUCUCAGCACUCAGCUCUGUCUCUCCAGUCUGCAAACUCCCCAUUUUCGGAUGUCUCUGUGAGGAGGAGCAUCGUCCUAGUGUUGAGGAAGGUUGUUAGAUAGCGUGGUCUAGUCUGCUUUUCUGGUGGUUGUAAAUAAACCAGCUGAAAGGAGGCUGAUGUCCAGGCGACCAUCCCGAAGGCUCAUUUGAUGUCUUAACAGACAAAUGUUGAAGCCAACCCUUGGAAGAGCCACUGGGUCAUAUCUGAUGUUGCUGCAUGUCCACCGCCCAAUGUGUAUGCUCGGCCAUUGGGUCUGCUAUGCUGUUCUGGCUGUCUUGACUGCAGAUGCCUUGCAGCUGCAAAAGCAGGCAACCAAGCCUGCUGCAUGAACUUUGAAAGGGACAUCAGGACGCUCCCCCACGGACAAGAUGGACUCAGCUGCUUGUGGUUUGCCUCUUCAGCUCCUUUGCCAAAAGGAGGCACCUGCUCUGCUCAGCUGUCUGCUGGCUGACACAUUGGUCUCUCUGCGAUCCUGAGCAGAAUCCUUUCCUCUCCACGCAGAGCCUGUCCUCGGGCUGGCCUGCGAGCUGUACAACAGCGUGCAGGAGGCUUGAAAAGUACAGCGCUCUGUGUGUGACUCAACCGAAACAUGAAGAUGCUUUUGAAGAAAGGGAGGAUCCAGCUGGGCACCAGAUGGAACAACAGGAAAAAGAAAACAAGCAGUAACUAGAAAGGUUGCCAAGUGCUGUCUUGGCCUAGGGCAGAUCCCCGUUGUCCGAGUUAAUCCAUCUCAGUGCAGUGCCGAUACCAGCAGGGAGCAAAGAUCGCUUCCAGAUGCACACACCAGAAACACCAUGUCCCCGAGCUGGCACCUCAGCCAAAUACUACUGCAGAGAGUCUGCUGGAGUGUUGGAGCACAGAAAUGAGAUCUAGCGUCCCUUGCUGCUGUGGCACGUGGUACGCAUUUGCUCUAGCCUCAGGCAGGUCGCAUCCCCUCUUGAUGUCCAUUCCCUCCUGCAGCACAGGGGAGAAACCUGCCUUCCCGAGAUGCUGCCACCACCCUGCCUGGAUGUUGCCAAGUGUGUGAUGGGCACCAUUGAUAGGUUCUGCAAGCGAGAUGCAAAAAGCAUGCUGUAGAAAUUUUAUGCAUAUUUUCAAAGCACGGCUCUGCUUUCCCUCUGUUUACCAGCUUCUGAUGUUGCCUGCAUGUGCCAGAAGGCUGCGGGGUGGAGGUUAGAGAGAGAUUAAACAGCUUUGGGGGAAGAUGUUUGGCAAGGAUGUGUUUCCCAGUUAUUUGGCAGCUGGCUCUCGCACAACUGACUUCUCAAUCUGCGUGCUGCUACAGGGAACAUGUAAGAAGAUUUGGUGGCCCAACAGCACCAUCCCCUGCGAGUAGAGUUAAGGAACUUAGAAGUGCAACUGGGAUAGCUAGUGCUGAUGGAGGAGAGCAUGGAAGGGCUCUUUUGGGAUAUUCCCACAUCAGUUUCAUGCUCUCACUUUUAGCAUCCGUGUAAUCAUCUGAGGGUAUAAACUACUAAUUUCACCUGGGAUUUUCCUUUGCUUUGCCAUUCUCCCUUCAAGCUCCCAUGGGGUAUGGCCACUCUUACCUAGAAUGAAGUAAGCUUUGUCACUGGCUGCUGCCUGGCUCAGCAAGCACAGGCUGUGUGUUCACAAGAAACAUCUGCAUCGAUGGGCUGUGCCACAGGGCGGGCUGGGAGAGGUUGAGCCUAAGGGGAAGGCAUGGGAAGGUCUUCAUUUUAAGGUGCUUUUUCACACAUAGGAGAACAUUGCAUCCCUCUCACUUCCUUUCAAGGCUUUCCUGUGAGAGGGAUUGCCGCAAACCUUGAACUGCAUCUCAUCAGACAAACCCACCUCUAUUACAGAACCACACAAGCCACGAAGCAGAAGGGCCAGCAAUUUAGCAUAGAGGGGAGAGGUUGUGACCUGGCAUUACCUGCGGAAGAUUAAUGUGGGUUUCUCACAGGGGCUGGCAUCCAUAUUUUAACUCCCUGUAUUUGGCAGCUGAGCUGCUGCAUUGCUUCCAGAAAAUUACAGCUACACCCCCUCCUUUGUCCCCCUUGGCAUUGGUGGCAAUCCCAGGAUCACAGCAGCUAAAUGCUGGCUGGCUGAGCACUGCUUGGACAGCUUGCUGGGGAGGGAAAGGUUGGGGACUAAUUGAGAUUACAUGGAGCAGAGCACUGUGGCCCACGCAACCGUGCAGCAAGCUGUAUCGCAGAGCAGCACGGAGACUGGCAGGAGAGGCUGCAGCUUUCCCUGGUGCCUGUGGAGAGCAGCUCUUCCCAUUGCUUCCCAGACCCAUUUGCCACUGGUGGUGGCUCCAAGCCUUUCUCUUUCUCUAAAAAGCUGCUCCGGCAAAAGACGGGUUUGCUCCUGGAAGGAGUCCACCUUGCUGGUUGUGCCUGGUCUGUGGAGCCAUUUCCAUAGUAGGAAAUUUCCAUUGCUUGACCAUGAGUCAGCAAUGUGCCCUUGUGGCCAAGAAGGCCAAUGGCAUCCUGGGGUGCAUCAAGAAGAGCGUGGCCAGCAGGUCAAGGGAGGUCAUCCUCCCCCUCUACUCUGCCUUGGUGAGGCCGCACCUGGAGUACUGUGUCCAGUUCUGGGCUCCCCGGUUCAAGAAGGACAGGGAACUGCUGGAAAGGGUGCAGCGGAGGGCUACAAAGAUGAUUAGGUGACUGGAACACCUCUCUUAUGAGGAAAGGCUGAGGGAUUUGAGUCUCUUCAGUCUGGAAAAAAGACGACUGAGGGGGGACCUUAUCAACGCUUAUAAAUACUUAAAGGGUGGGGGUCAGGAGGAUGGGGCGAGGCUCUUUUCAGUGGUGCCCGGGGACAGGACAAGAGGCAAUGGGCACAAACUGGAACAUAGGAAGUUCCACCUAAACAUGAGGAGGAACUACUUUACCCUGAGGGUGGCAGAGCACUGGAACAGGCUGCCCAGAGAGGUGGUGGAGUCUCCAUCUCUGGAGACAUUCAAAACCCACCUGGACGUGUUCCUGUGUAACCUGCUCUAGGUGACCCUGCUCUGGCAGGGGGGUUGGACUAGAUGAUCUCCAGAGGUCCCUUCCAACCCUAUGAUUCUAUGAUUCUAUGAUUCUAUGAUUGUAUGACACAGGUGGUGGGAUUGCAUCAGGGAGCGGAAGGUACAAAAGAACCUUUAUUAAAAUGUGACCGUCUCAGAUGUGUCACUGGAAACCAUCACAGUAGGCAUCGGGAAAAGAAAAGGCCACCAAAAGGCCAUGCUGAGUUAAGUCUCAUUACCUGCCGAGAUGUUUACCCUCCCAGAGCAGCAUUUCUCCCCUCGUUGCUCAUCCAGCUGCCCCAGGGUGGGCUCCCUGGGAAGCUCUGCUCUCCACACAGACUGCCUUCUUGCUUCUGCACCCCAGAAAAGCUGCAACUCCAUUUGUUACCUUCCUCAAGUCUGCAUGAUCUGGGAGAUUAGUUUGUUAGGAGAUGUGAUACAGGUGCAUGGAGACAGCUGGAAAACUUGUACCGGCUCUCUUCAUAACAGCCCUUCUGGUUUUUAUCACCUUCAUCUCCAUCCCUAGCUCACAGAUUUCUUUCCUCAGUUUCUUUGCAUGGAAAAGCUUCAGUAGCAGCUGUAUUCAGCUUGUAGCUGCCUCUGUCCUGAGACAAACCCAAGGCAAAUAUCAGACCAGUGGGAGAUCCAGCAAUCAUGGAAAUCCAAGAUCAUGGGUGAUCCAGAGAGCAGGCUGGAAUUUCUCUUCACCCGCCUGAGGGCUGUAGGGCUGAGGGUUCACCAGGCGAGGAUAAAACCUUGGUGUGAUCCAGCAAGCCAAGCUGGCUGCCUUCACCCUCCUGUCGUCAGUGCUGUGGGAGGUCUGGGACCCAAGCGCCAGGUCCCGGGCCUGCCAGACCAUGUCCUCCUGGUGCAGGAGGAGCUGCUGUGGAGACCUGCAGCGGAGGCAUGGGUGGGAUGCCUGUUGGCUGUGCUCUCGCUGUGCUGGGGCUGGGCACUGUAAGGCAUGCUGGUAGGGCUGUAGUUCUGCAGGGAAAAAGACUCUUGCAGAGGAUGAAGUCUUUGCAGGGGAGAAAAUUCAGAAAGUUGUGGGGGGGUUCCCCCCCCUUUUUGCACAUUUUUAACCAUUUUCACUCCUCCCACAGAGGUUAUUGAACCUUCAGUUUAAUAAAGGAAAUGAGCCAGCAUCAAAUCGCUUUCUGAAGGGUCUGAAAGCAGGCGCUACUUGCAGGCAGAGAUGGUCUGUGCCUACCAUGCGACUUCCAGACCUCACUGCAUCCUGCAGCUGAGUCACCCUGCGCGCUGCGUGGGGUCUGGGGUAGGAGAGUCAGUGCUGGCCAUCACGCCAAACAGCCACGGCUUCCCAGAUGGAAGAAGAGUCAGACCAGGAAGUGGGGGAAGGAGCAGCAAUGGUAGAAGAGUAGCUAGUUGUCACAGGUAAUCUUCAGUAUCCGUGUCCAGUGGUUAGUCCUAGAAUCGCAAGCCUUGUUAUACCGCACACGUCCUCCUUACACUCCUCUUUUCUUGAAGCAGCCAUCAUCUUUCCUCCCCCCACCCCAUGCACCAGUGAUGAGCACCACAGGCAGUUGCACCAAAGUGACUCUCAGCCCAGUUCUGCAUCCCCAUCUCCCACCCAAGCCCAAGGCAGCCCAAACAGUUGUUGGCCAUCACAAGUCUUGUAAUUUCGCUUGGGUUUUCUUUCCUCAUGUACCAUAUCUUCCUCCACAUGCGCUCUAGCAGGGCAGCACAGGAGGCUCUGACCAUCUUCUAAGGACCUUCUUUGCCCCCUGGCAGCACCUUGCAGACAUGCACCUUACUGGGAAUGUACUGGGUCAAUGCUGGUGAGAUCUGGCACUGACGGUCUUGCGUGGGUGGCAGCUGAUGGGGAUCUACCGGGGGAAUCUGGCAGAAAGUGGCUACUGUCCCUUUUCUUUUCUUUUUUGAGCAAGAGGGGGAUUUUUUUGGCAUUACGAUUAUUGUCCACCUUCCAGUGGCCAAGUUCUGGGCUGCAUUAAUAGUUGGGGUUCACUGGCUGUCGCAGCAGGUAUGGAGCUUCGCACCAACCUUAGUAGCAAACGCUGUGGCUGUAUGCAGAGCUUGGAUCCAGGCUGGGUUUCUCCCAUGCUGGCAAAGCGCUUUCAGCAGGCUACAGACAGGCAUUUCUGGCAGACAAGGAAACAGCACUCCUCCGAGUCCAGAUCAAAGCUGCACUUCCAUUUCAUGCCCUCAGCUUGGAAAAAACGCAACCCAAGCAAAUGCUUCACAGGUCUCCUUUCCUCGUGCGGUGCCUGGUGCCCCAGGGGAUAGAGUGGAAGGAGGCAUUUCCAUGGAUCACCAAAAGCAAGAUCCUUUUUUGGAUGUAUUUAAUGGAAAUAUCUUUCAGGAGGACAGACCUCCCGACCUUUGUGUUAAUCUCACGAGCAGGACAUGAAUUUCCAGCUGUCCUUGCAUAUAGUGAAACAUAGCUGAAGCAGCCAAAUGCAAAGUAGACUUAAAUGUAGGGUUUGACCUGAAUAACCUUUUAAUUAGGAAGAUAAAUUUGUUGUAGCUUGACCUUAGUCCAUGUUAGGAACCUGCUAAUCAUUUGACAUGCAGAGUGUAUUAAUGCUGCACUUAACUUGGCCAUUGGUUUUAUUAUCUGGUUUUGGGAGUUUUUUCACUCCCGAAGCAUCAGUUUGCAUCUUGUAUGGGUUUUCUUUUCUUUCAUUUUUUCCCGUUCAGAACAUGUAGCACACUGUUGUACUUCUGUUCCUGUCUGCGUAGAGUAUUGCCUUAAACAGAUCAGUUGUGUUGUGGUUUGGUUUGGGUUUUCUACCAUCAGUUUUAUGCAUUAAUUUAUUUUAAAAUGUGGGGUUUUUUUUCAAAAA